Cajanus cajan (pigeon pea) is the source of this 872-nucleotide messenger RNA. RefSeq lists its product as uncharacterized. NCBI's taxonomy places the organism in Eukaryota, Viridiplantae, Streptophyta, Magnoliopsida, Fabales, Fabaceae. The record is from RefSeq and is a predicted model, not a curated record. Gene Ontology annotation, biological process: thylakoid membrane organization. Gene Ontology annotation, cellular component: chloroplast thylakoid membrane.
ACUUGAUACUCUGUCACUCCAUUUAACCAUGGAGACAAGAGUUUGUCAUUUCUCAUGAGAUUUUUAGUGUUUCUUAUACAAGUUGAGAUCUUUCAGACGAGUCCAACAAGUGGGGUUAACGGGACAAGAGUGGCAAGAGAAGAGGGUUUGGGAGAAAAUGAACACUGUACUUUCGCCUUCAGCGUCUCUUACGUUGUCCAAAACCUAUGUUUCGUUUUGUCCCAUAGUACUUUCCAAGUCCACACACACUCAACUUCCCCGCCAAAGGGGUUCUCAAAGCAUUGGACUUCGCUGCAACUGUAGCAUCUGGCCUGGUGGCCCUGCCUCUGGUGAUAGUGACAACAGCAACAAAAGUAUCCUGGAUGCAUUUUUCUUGGGAAAAGCUGUAGCUGAAGCUCUAAAUGAGCGCAUUGAGUCCACAGUUGGUGAGUUUUUGAGCACCGUUGGAAGAUUGCAAGCUGAACAACAAAAACAAGUACAGGACUUUCAGGAAGAAGUGUUGGAAAGAGCCAAAAAAGCAAAGGAAAAAGCAGCGCGUGAAGCUAUAGAGGCACAAGGACUCAUUUCAAAGUCUGCAGUUGAGACAAAAGUUGAAGAUUCAGCUAAUUCCAAAACUUCAAAUUUUGCAACAGAUCCAGUCACUUCUGUUCAGUCUACUGAUGCAUCUGAAACAGAAACCAAACCUGCCAAUGACGAGGACCCUACUAUAAGUUCAUCAAAUGAUGACUGAUCCAUCCAUGUGUAUUUGCUUCAACUUUUGACUGCUUAAUACUGAAUUUGCUUCAUGCCUUGUGUUUCUCCAAUCUAAAUAUAUCAUCAUGUUCAAUUUACAUGUCAUAACUUUUUCAUAAUUCCAUCCUUUCUUGUGGAUU